Macrosteles quadrilineatus (aster leafhopper) is the source of this 1143-nucleotide messenger RNA. RefSeq lists its product as uncharacterized. The record is from RefSeq and is a predicted model, not a curated record. Lineage: Eukaryota; Metazoa; Arthropoda; Insecta; Hemiptera; Cicadellidae. The transcript is spliced from 2 exons. Bases 1 to 1143 code for a protein of 380 amino acids.
AUGUCGGAAAAUAAGUAUAAUUUACGGCCUAAACGAAACUACGCGUCUCUGGAUAGAUUGUCGAGUUCAAGUGACGAUGCCGACGAUGACAUAAAUGACAGAACACACGGCAGCCAUUUUGAGCAACGAGCAGAACAACAACAAACCCGAGAAGAAGCCUCAAGUUGCAACGACCACCAACCGUUCACCGGAUCCAUUGACCAAUCAGACAGCGUUGAUCAUUCGACUUUACCCGCCUUUGUUCCGCCACACGAACUGCCUCUAGCCGAAACGCCACCGACAAAAAACACAAUUGUGCCGUCGUGCCGAAUACAACCGGACUUAAACGACGUUCCCCGAACCUCGACAAAUGUGAUGAUAGACGAUAUUGCAGACAGCCGUCGAACAGCUGAUAUCACUCAAACACAGUCUCAGUCCGUUCAUAAUGUGAAUCACGAGCUCCUUACACAUUCCGACACUUCAACUGAUGAAUUAAACGUCACAAAUCCUCCAGUACAGACACCCACAAUCGAUAUGAACAUUUUAAGUGAAGAGGAGAUCGUAUCAUUAUUGGCAGAGCGAUUCGAUCCAAUCAUCCAGGAUAGUGUUAAUGUGCAAAAUAUCACCACAAUAAGAGCCAUGGAACGACUUCUACAGAAGGAUGACAUUCGAGACGGACCGAAGAAAGUUAAGAGCUACAACAACAGUCACCAGAACAGCAGACCGUCUAGCCCUAACAUACAGAACCAGCAACGUUAUCAUGAUCGAUUUACCAACCAACAAGCUUACGUGCCCAAGAUGAACCGCCAGAACUUCCAACACAGCGAUAACUAUACACAGAACAACCAACAUCAUUGGAAUAAACAAAAUUACAGAUACAACGGAAACAAUGGUAAUGAGUUCCAACAGUACCAACGGGCGCACCGAGACAACAAACCGUACCAGCGUGACCACUACCCGGACCGGAACUAUGGCCAAAACUACAAUUAUAAUCGGAAUCAUCCUACUAAGGAACAAAACCAAAUAUGUGCGAUGUUUAGACAAAAUCCCAACUUGUCUAUUGCCCCGACUGCUCCACCCAUGGAUCCACAACUAAACAGCCACCAUUCAAGUUCUCGUGUUUCACGAUCUCCACAGAGGUCGGAAAACCACUCGGCGCUGUAG